Molecule: messenger RNA, 3001 nt
Organism: Anopheles cruzii
Lineage: Eukaryota; Metazoa; Arthropoda; Insecta; Diptera; Culicidae
Product: cationic amino acid transporter 2-like
Exons: 7
Coding region: 744-2546 (600 amino acids)
Biological process (GO): transmembrane transport; amino acid transport
Cellular component (GO): plasma membrane
Molecular function (GO): amino acid transmembrane transporter activity
Source: RefSeq, a predicted model, not a curated record
ACGGCACGGUCCGACAUUCGGUGUCGUAGCGCGGUUAGUGUGUGGACAUUCGCGACCCAGUACCUAAUUGUGGGCAAAUCGGUGUGUGUGGGUGUGUGUAUGUGUUUGCGGCUACUAAUCCUGCGCCGAUGAGUGCGCAGCGAAAGAUGUCUUUCCGUUACACAACUGCCACCUAACGAAAGAGAGAGAGAAAGAAACAACUUAAAAGUGCAGCAGCUAGUUGUGGUGUCCAGUGUUCCCGGUUGGUCCCUGGGUUGGGUGACGGGUUUCACCGGCCCGGCAGACGAAGUUCUUUCCGAUUUCGCCCUUGUGGCCGCAUGCAGACGAUCGCGCGUUGAUUACCGGGACACACCGCCGACAUCGGUGCUGUUGUUUCCGAAGCGAUGUUUAUCGUUACUCGGCGGCCCACGAAGUGAUAAGGCGUCGACGACGACGGCGACAGUGACUCCAUAUGGUGCAGUGAAAAGCUAGCCACAUGCCACACCGUUGUGCCAAUGAACGAGACGGGUUGGAACGAGACACUUUCCGGAACUCCCCAGAACGGCCAGCGGAAGCCAGCGCGCAGGAUAAAGAGCCCGGUUUUCACUGCCGGCUCCGGAUAAGCUUCCCACAGAUACACACACUAACUGGACUCCCCUUGGGAUAACACCGUAAGUUGAGCGGAACCCUUCGUGAAUCAGGAGCGAGCAUCGCAGUGAUCGCGGAUCGACUCCCAGUGUCGAUCUUCGCGAUCUUCCCCGGUCAUGGCCAGCCCGUCGUGUUGGCGCAUACUGACCCGCCGGAAGGUGCUCUCGUAUGAUGGCGGCCCGGAAAAGCUGGGGCGCAUCCUCAACACGUUCGACCUGACCGCACUCGGCGUGGGUGCCACGCUCGGUGUCGGCGUUUACGUGCUCGCGGGCCACGUCUCCAAGGAUCAGGCGGGGCCAUCGGUCGUGCUAUCGUUUCUCAUCGCCGCGGCUGCCUCGUUCCUGGCUGGUCUGUGCUACGCCGAGUUCGGAGCGCGGGUUCCCAAGUCAGGAUCGGCGUACAUCUACAGCUACGUAUGCAUCGGCGAGUUUAUGGCGUUCAUCAUCGGCUGGAAUCUGAUGCUAGAGUACAUCAUCGGGUCGGCCAGUGUCUCGCGGGGACUCAGCCUCUACAUCGACACGCUCGCCAACGACACGAUGAAGCUACGGUUUCGGGAGGUGGCCCCGAUCGAGUGGGACUUCAUGUCGGACUACUUUGACUUUUUCGCCUUCUCGGUGGCGAUCUUGCUCGGCGUCGCUCUGGCGUUCGGAUUGAAAAAGUCCACCAUGGUGAACAAUGCGUUUACCGUGCUCAACAUCUUCAUCGUGCUGUUCGUGAUCGUAGCCGGGGCGAUCAACGCCGACGUGGACAAUUGGCGCAUCGAUCCGGAAACGGUGCCCAACAUUUAUGCGCCCGGCGAGGGAGGUUUCUUUCCGUUCGGCUUCGAGGGAACGCUGCGCGGGGCGGCCACCUGCUUCUUCGGGUUCGUCGGAUUCGACUGCAUCGCGACGACCGGCGAAGAGGUGCGGAACCCCCGGAAGGCGAUCCCGCGGGCGAUCCUCUUCUCGUUGUGCACCAUCUUCCUGGCGUACUUUGGCGUCUCGACCGUGCUGACGCUAAUGUGGCCGUACUACAAGCAGGACGUGAACGCACCGUUGCCGCACGUGUUCAACGAAAUCGGGUGGCACUUUGCCAAGUGGAUCGUCGCCAUCGGCGGCAUCAUCGGGCUAGUGGCCAGUCUGUUUGGGGCGAUGUUCCCCCAGCCGCGAAUCAUCUACGCGAUGGCACAGGACGGGCUAAUAUUUCGCUUCCUGGGGGAGGUUAGUCCACGAUUCAAGACGCCCGUCAUCGGGACGCUGUGCGCGGCGAGCCUCACCGGCACGCUCGGCGGGCUGUUUGACCUGAAGGCGCUCGUCAACAUGCUGUCGAUCGGUACCCUGAUGGCGUACACCGUCGUCGCCAUCUCAAUACUCAUCCUGAGGUUUUCGGAAAACCCCGAUCCGGCGAUUCCGUCCACGAGCAGGGAUGUGUACGAGUCGUCGAAUCUGCUGAAAGCGCGCGAACGCGUGACCGGUUCGGUCUUCUGCAAACAGCUGCUUAAUCUCUCCUGCGUCCGGCUGCCGACGAACGUGUCCGCCCGUGUGGUCGGCGUGCUGGUGACAGUCUAUUGUCUCCUCUCGGUAGCACUAGCGCUGACGAUCUACUACGCGCAGGACGCGCUAUACGAUACGGAAGCGUGGGCUUGGACACUGUUUGGCAUACUGCUCGCCUGCACCCUGCUCGUCCUGCUGCUCAUCUCCAUACAGCCGCGCGAGCAAGCGGACGCUCCGUUCCGGGUACCCCUGGUGCCGCUGCUGCCGGGGAUCAGUAUUUUUGUCAACAUCUACCUGAUGCUGAUGCUCGACGUCUACACCUGGAUACGAUUCGGUAUCUGGAUGGCAUUCGGUUUGGCGAUAUACGCAUUUUACGGUUUCAAAAACAGCUACAGGGAAGUGUACGCCAGUCACUUCGGAUGGACAAAGAUGAAGUACGUGCACUAGAGCGAUCCGACGGAUCGGAAGCCGAGCCCAAGCAUCAGCACGGAGAUCGCAAAACAGUACCACCCCGUACGAAGACUGGAAGGACGGACGGCCAUCCAAUAUGGACGUGACAUGGGACUAAGCUAUGAUUUGGGUAAGAGAGGUUCCAAACACACAAAUUGCAAACAUCCGGCAGCUUCCGGAAGUGUGUGCGAAAGUGGCGUAGGUAUGAUACGUUUAGAGUAAGAGUGCAGGAAACGAUAAGUAAGCGAUAGAUUAGUGGCCGAUUAGUGUUGUGUUCUGUUUUGCCAUUUCCCAACCGUGUAGCGUUUAAGAAGUGUGUAAGCAAUCUAUCGUACCCUCGCCGAUUUCGUGUGAAUCCGGUUGUACGGUUGUGAAAAUAUUAUGACCAGUAGUAUGAUGAUGGCUGUAGUGUUUAUGCUCUUCCACCUUUAUUUGUAGAAUAAAUUAAUAGA